AUGACGGCGGGGAGCUUAGAGCUUGUUGGAAUUGACGGGGGUGGUGCACGUGGCGUGACGCUACUUGAGUUUAUGGCACAGCUACAAAAGCUUCUAGGGAAUUGUCAAAUAUAUAGCAUGAUAGAUCUAGCGGUUGGCACAAGCUUUGUUUUUGAAGCUCUAGCCCGCCGUUGCUUUUCUCGUUCUAAGUCUAUUAGUGGAAGGAUAAAGUCUAUGCUGCACUAUGUAACUACUGACGCGAUGUAUGACGAGAGCUUCCUUGAGGAAUCCUUGCAGGAAAUACUUAAGGAUUGCAAACUAUUUAGAUAUAUCCCUGGUAUUAUAUCUGGGACUAAGGUGGCCCUUACAGCUACCUCGACUGGGAAUAAGCGUUCUAUUUUUACGAACUACAACAGGGCUUCACUGCCUAUAAUUUAG
Messenger RNA from Penicillium cinerascens, 417 nucleotides. RefSeq lists its product as uncharacterized. The transcript is spliced from 3 exons. The record is from RefSeq and is a predicted model, not a curated record. Bases 1 to 417 code for a protein of 138 amino acids. Lineage: Eukaryota; Fungi; Ascomycota; Eurotiomycetes; Eurotiales; Aspergillaceae.